CUGGAGCCUGAGGACGCACGGAGAGUCUGCCUCUAGGGGACUCCGGACUGUAGGCAUUACCAUGGCCCCUGUGCUUAGCAAGGACGCGGCGGACAUCGAGGACACCUGUCUGCUGCCCUCACCUCCAGUAUCUGAAUCCUGAAUAUUUGCUAAGAGUAUCCUGGCUUUAAAUCCUCGAAUACAAACUCAUGCAACUCUGCGUUCCACUUCGGCUAAAAAAUUGGACAAGAAGCAUUGGAAAAGAAAUCCCGAUAAGAACUGCUUUAAUUGCGAGAAGCUGGAGAAUAAUUUUGAUGACAUCAAGCACACGACUCUUGGUGAGCGAGGAGCUCUCCGAGAAGCAAUGAGAUGCCUGAAAUGUGCAGAUGCUCCCUGUCAGAAGAGCUGUCCAACUAAUCUGGAUAUCAAAUCGUUCAUCACAAGUAUCGCAAACAAGAACUAUUAUGGAGCUGCUAAGAUGAUUUUUUCAGACAACCCACUUGGUUUGAGCUGUGGAAUGGUAUGUCCAACCUCUGAUCUUUGUGUAGGUGGAUGCAAUUUAUAUGCCACUGAAGAGGGACCAAUUAAUAUUGGUGGACUGCAACAGUUUGCUGCGGAGGUGUUCAAAGCGAUGAAUAUACCACAAAUCAAAAAUCCUUCUUUGCCUCCCCCAGAAAAAAUGCCUGAAGCCUAUUCUGCAAAGAUUGCUCUUUUUGGUGCUGGGCCUGCAAGUAUAAGUUGUGCUUCCUUUUUGGCUCGAUUAGGCUACUCUGACAUCACUAUAUUUGAAAAACAAGAAUACGUUGGUGGUUUAAGUACUUCUGAAAUCCCUCAGUUCCGGCUGCCAUAUGAUGUAGUAAAUUUUGAGACUGAGCUUAUGAAGGACCUUGGUGUAAAGAUAAUUUGUGGUAAAAGCCUUUCAGUGAAUGAAAUGACUCUUCGCACUUUGAAAGAAGAAGGGUACAAAGUUGCUUUCAUUGGAAUAGGUUUGCCAGAACCCAAUAAAGACGACAUCUUCCAGGGCCUGACACAGGACCAGGGAUUUUAUACAUCCAAAGACUUUUUGCCACUUGUAGCCAAAGGCAGUAAAGCAGGAAUGUGCGCCUGUCACUCUCCAUUGCCAUCGAUACGGGGUGCCGUGAUUGUUCUCGGAGCUGGAGACACUGCUUUCGACUGUGCAACAUCCGCUUUGCGUUGUGGAGCCCGCCGCGUGUUCAUCGUCUUCAGAAAAGGCUUUGUUAAUAUAAGAGCUGUCCCCGAGGAGGUGGAGCUUGCUAAGGAAGAGAAGUGUGAAUUUUUGCCUUUCCUGUCCCCACGGAAGGUUAUAGUAAAAGGUGGAAGAAUUGUUGCUAUGCAAUUUGUUCGGACAGAGCAAGAUGAAACUGGGAAAUGGAAUGAAGAUGAAGAUCAGCUAGUCCAUCUGAAAGCCGAUGUGGUCAUCAGUGCCUUUGGUUCAGUUCUGAAUGAUCCUAAAGUAAAAGAAGCCUUGAGUCCUAUAAAAUUUAACAGAUGGGGUCUCCCGGAAGUAAAUCCAGAAACUAUGCAAACCAGUGAACCAUGGGUGUUUGCAGGUGGUGAUAUUGUUGGUUUGGCUAACACGACAGUGGAAUCGGUAAAUGAUGGAAAGCAAGCUUCUUGGUUCAUUCACAAAUAUAUACAGUCACAAUAUGGGACUUCAGUUCCUGCCAAGCCCGAACUACCCCUCUUUUAUACUCCUGUUGAUCUGGUGGACAUUAGUGUGGAAAUGGCUAGAUUGAAGUUCAUAAAUCCUUUUGGUCUUGCUAGUGCAACUCCAUCUACUAGCGCCUCAAUGAUUCGGAGAGCUUUUGAAGCUGGAUGGGGUUUUGCCCUAACCAAAACUUUCUCUCUUGAUAAGGACAUUGUGACAAAUGUCUCACCCAGAAUCGUCCGGGGGACCACCUCUGGGCCCAUGUAUGGCCCUGGACAAAGCUCCUUCCUGAAUAUUGAGCUCAUCAGUGAAAAAACAGCGGCAUAUUGGUGUCAAAGUGUCACUGAACUAAAGGCUGACUUUCCAGACAAUAUUGUGAUUGCUAGCAUCAUGUGCAGUUACAAUAGAAAUGACUGGAUGGAGCUCUCCCAAAUGGCUGAGACUUCUGGAGCAGAUGCCCUGGAGUUAAAUUUAUCGUGUCCACAUGGCAUGGGAGAAAGAGGAAUGGGCUUGGCCUGCGGGCAGGAUCCAGAGCUGGUGCGGAACAUCUGUCGCUGGGUUAGGCAAUCUGUUCAAGUUCCUUUUUUUGCCAAAUUGACCCCAAACGUCACUGAUAUCGUCAGCAUUGCAAAAGCUGCAAAGGAAGGUGGUGCAGACGGUGUUACAGCCACCAAUACUGUCUCGGGUCUGAUGGGAUUAAAAGCUGAUGGCACACCCUGGCCAGCAGUGGGCAUUGGGAAGAGGACUACUUAUGGAGGAGUGUCUGGCACAGCGAUCAGACCUAUUGCUUUGAAAGCUGUGACGUCCAUCGCUCGUGCUUUGCCUGGAUUUCCCAUUUUGGCCACUGGUGGAAUUGACUCAGCCGAAAGUGGUCUUCAGUUUCUCCACAGUGGAGCUUCAGUCCUCCAGGUUUGCAGUGCUGUUCAGAAUCAGGAUUUCACUGUGAUCGAAGACUAUUGCACUGGUCUCAGAGCCCUGCUUUAUCUGAAAAGCAUCGAGGAACUACAAGACUGGGAUGGGCAGAGUCCAGCUACCGUGAGCCACCAGAAAGGAAAACCAGUUCCCCAAAUCCCAGAACUCACAGGAAAGAAAUUGCCAAGUUUUGGACCUUAUCUUGAGCAGCGCAAGAAAAUCAUAGCAGAGAACAAGAUUAAACUGAAAGAAGAAAAUGCAGCUUUUCUACCACUCAAGAGAAACUAUUUUACCCCUAAAAAGCCUAUUCCUACUAUGAAGGAUGUAAUUGGAAAGGCACUGCAGUACCUUGGGGCAUUUGGUGAACUGAGCAACACAGAGCAAGUCGUGGCUAUGAUCGAUGAAGAAAUGUGUAUCAACUGUGGCAAAUGCUACAUGACCUGUAAUGACUCUGGCUACCAGGCUAUACAGUUUGAUCCCGAAACCCACCUGCCCACCAUUACCGAUGCUUGUACAGGCUGUACUCUGUGUCUGAGCGUCUGCCCUAUUAUCGACUGCAUCAAAAUGGUUUCCAGGACAACACCUUAUGAACCAAAGAGAGGCUUGCCCUUAGCUGUGAAUCCAGUGUGUUAAGGUGAUUUGUGAAACCAGUUGCUGUGAACUUUGAGGUCACCCACAUAUGCUUAUCUUUUUAAUUGUGACUAUUACAUUCAGCUCUUUCUAAAUUAAAGCAAAUAUAUAAUUUCUAGAUAAAAAUGUAUCUAAAUGAAUUUCUAAAUUUUAAAAAUGUCUGCUACCAGUGACCAUUUAAUUAAUGGUUAUAAAAUAGAAUCAUUCUUUUCUGAGGAUAGUUGUUAAAUAACUAUGUAACCGUUAAUUGGAUGUUCACUGUCAGUUGUCUGUUAUGAAAAAUAUUAAUUUUUUGUGGCAAUUAAUGCAACAAUUUCCAAAUUGCCUAUGCUGUGCUCUGUCUUUGAUUUCUAAUUGCAAGUAAAAUUAAGUAUUUCAGAACAAAGUACAAUUUCGCAUACAAGAAAAUGUUUCCAAGGAAACAUUUUAUAAUUAAAAGUUACAUUUAAUUUUAACACUGUUUCUAAGCAAAUAUAAUUAGCUCCAUAAAGCACAAAUGAAGAAAGUCAAAUAAUUUUUUACUGUGUCAGGAAAAGAAAGCCAAAGAUGGUUUGCAAAACUUUUUAAAGGCCCUUUCACUAAAAUAGCUUCUUUUUGGUGCUGGAUACUGUGCUACUGGAUAUAGAAAGCGAGAGUAUUCAGUAACCAUUUAUAUCACUCAUGCCUGAGACAGGUGUCCAGACUCCACCAAUGAAUCAACAUGCUGUUCUUACUUAAAUAUUUAAACUAUGUUCCUAACAAAAUAAGAUGUUAGGAUGGAGCUCUGGUUAAAGCCACUCUCGCUGUGCACGGAUCUGUUCUAUCUGCUUUUAAUAGUAACUUUCAUGAUUAUAGCAAUUAAUGUUUGAACAAAGCCCGAAUUAUACAGCAGUGGGUCAUGUGCUUCGUUAUUCAAGAAUGAAAAAUAUAGUAUUGGCAGUAUGUUAAAUAUACCAAAAAAAAAAAAACAAAAAAAAACAAAAAACAGUUUUACUCUUUAUUUUAGUGCUUAUGUUAAAUUUCAAAAUGGAAUUUUAAAAUAUAUUUUUCUGUUAUUGCCAUAUAAUAUUUUUGCAUUUCUCUAUUUUUAUAAUCAGCAAAUAACACCAUGUAAAUUCAUUUAUCUCUGAUUUGUAGCAUAUUUUCAUAUGAAUUCAUAAGUCGUAAGUCUUUAAGUAACAAUCUAUGGCACAUUUCUAUGACAAAUACAAGAUCUAGAAAAAUAAAAUGUUUUUAUUAUACACUUUUAGAAAUGAACAUUUACCAAAAAAA
This is a messenger RNA of Pteropus alecto (black flying fox), 4441 nucleotides long. RefSeq names its product dihydropyrimidine dehydrogenase (gene DPYD). Gene Ontology annotation, biological process: thymine catabolic process; uracil catabolic process. Lineage: Eukaryota; Metazoa; Chordata; Mammalia; Chiroptera; Pteropodidae. The transcript is spliced from 24 exons. The record is from RefSeq and is a predicted model, not a curated record. Gene Ontology annotation, cellular component: cytosol; cytoplasm. The coding region runs from base 344 to 3193 and encodes 949 amino acids. Gene Ontology annotation, molecular function: NADP binding; iron-sulfur cluster binding; uracil binding.